AUGGACACAGCGGCUGAUAUUCCUCUCCUUGGGGGCAGGAAGGCAGAGGAGUCGGUUCAAGAAUCAAGAGUAUUGGUAAUCAUGACUGGUGGCACUAUAUGCAUGCAACCAUCACCAUCUGGAUUUGUUCCCGCAAGAGGGUUCCAAGAAAAGUGCAUGGCACGAGUCCCUGCAUUCAAUGAUGGGUCAGUUCAUGCCACGAUGGAAGUGGUUACUAAUGCCAAAGGGGAUGUGACAGCUCAUCACAGUCUUCGGACCCCAGUCACAACCUACGGCCGCCAGGUACGGUACACUGUGUUCGAGUUUGAAGAGCUUCUAGACAGCAGCUCCAUCGACGCCAAAGGCUGGACCGAAAUUGCUCAGACGGUGUUUCAAAAUUACACGCUCUUUGAUGGAUUUGUGGUUCUGCAUGGCACUGAUAGCCUCGCAUACACUUCCUCAGUGCUGAGCUUCAUGCUGCAAAAUCUCGGAAAGCCCGUUGUGCUGACAGGGUCUCAGGCCCCGAUGCUCGAGCUCCAGAAUGAUGCGACGGAUAAUCUACUCGGGUCCCUGGUGGUGGCGGGGCACUUUAUGAUCCCCGAAGUAUGUUUAUACUUCAACAACAAGCUGUUUCGAGGGAACCGUACUACAAAGGUGGCUGCGAGUGAUUUUGCAGCCUUUGAUGCACCUAAUUGCCCGCCAUUGGCAAUCACGACUUCGAUGCGCACGAAUGUCAAUUGGGACAUUGUGCACCGACCCACCAGCCUCGCGACGUUCCGCAUCCAAACCAACCUGGAUAGUAAUGUCGCGUGCCUCCGUAUCUUUCCCGGUAUCAAACCCGAGAUGGUUGAUGCCGUCUUAAAGAUGGACGGCCUACGUGGUCUCGUAUUGGAAACCUUUGGAGCGGGCAAUGCGCCCUCCGGCCAAGAUAAUGCCAUGAUUAACGUUCUGGCGAGCGCCAUUCAACGAGGAAUCGUUAUCGUCAAUGUUACGCAAUGUCUCACGGGCACCGUCAGCCCCGUUUAUGCCACUGGGAUGAGUCUUUCUAGAGCAGGGGUCGUGGCUGGCCUCGACAUGACUACUGAAGCAGCGCUGACGAAACUCUCACAUCUUCUUGCACUGCCUGACUCCACACCAGAGUCAGUGACUAACGAUAUGUCGAAAUCACUCCGCGGAGAACUAACCGAAUCAUCUCAUCUCCUCUUCCGUCACCCAGACGGGGCUCUCCCGGAGCGAGUGCAAAAACUCACCGCCAUGGGUUACGCCAUUGCACACGGAGAUUUGACAAAAGUCCAAACUAUCCUCCAAACAGAACAUAAUUGGUUGUUGAAUGACGCGGAUUAUUCUGGAAACACGCCAAUUCAUGUCGCUGCCACAUCCCCUAACAUCGCGAUCCUUCACCUGCUCUUAUCGCACGGCGGAUCGGUUCAUCUUCGUAAUCGAAAUGGUCGCACGCCACUAUUCCUAGCCGCUAACGCAGGUCUGUCUGAUCAUGUGUUACUACUCCGGAGAUCCGGGGCCCAUUUACACUCUGACGAACGAACUGCUGCUGAAUUACUUGGCCGCCGUCAACCAGGAGUUUGGGGACUGGCAGGAAUUGACCCACGCGUCAACAGUCAGCACGAACUCGAAGAGAGUGGUUUAAGUGGUGGACAUAACCGAGUGAUAGCUGGAUCAGCGCCUUGA
Molecule: messenger RNA, 1665 nt
Organism: Penicillium taxi
Lineage: Eukaryota; Fungi; Ascomycota; Eurotiomycetes; Eurotiales; Aspergillaceae
Product: putative lysophospholipase
Exons: 3
Coding region: 1-1665 (554 amino acids)
Molecular function (GO): protein binding; asparaginase activity
Source: RefSeq, a predicted model, not a curated record